AAACCCAAAAUCUUCCUUACGGUGCUUCCAUUUUCGUUCUUCAGUUCGCGCUGUGUUCGUUGGUAGUGCUGCCAUUUUCUCUUCUUCAAUUCUUGCCAUGUAAUGAAACACAUUCCUACUUCUAUAGAUUUAUACGAUGUCCUCACCACUCUGUUCGUCAAUUCGGGCAUUGGCACCGCAGUGUUGGCGGCGGACGAACUUGAGAUUCUUCAUAUUGCUUCAAUCCAAGAGAUGUGUAGGCUUCGCGCCUCGCUUCGUUGCUUGUUUGAGCAGUAAUGACGACUCUGUUGCAAUCCCCAAACCGGUGCCGCUCGCCUUCGAUCCUGUGGAGGAGAUGUACGGACUUGGCGUCGAUUUAAAACCAAGGAAUUCAAAUUCCAGCGCUCCUGAACCCAGGUCCUGGUUUGGCCCAAAUGGUCAGUAUAUUAGAGAGCUACCUUGUCCAAGUUGCCGAGGCAGGGGCUAUGCGCCGUGUACGGAAUGUGGAAUUGAAAGAUCCCGUGCAGACUGUUCCGUGUGUAAUGGAAAGGGAAUAGUGACCUGCCACCAAUGCUUGGGAGAUCGUGUCAUAUGGGAAGAGUCCAUUGAUGAACGACCAUGGGAGAAAGCACGCUCCACUUCUCCAUUAAGAAUGAAGGAAGACGAUGAAGUUGAUAACUUGGAAAUAAAGCUGGAAGAAAAGAAGAAAUCAAAGCGUGUUUACCAAUCACCUCCUCCUGAAGUUGGAUUGAAGAUCAGCCGAUCAUUAAAAAGUCUCAAUGCCAAAACAGGUCUAUUUAGUAAGAGAAUGAAGAUUAUCCAUCGUGACCCCACUCUUCAUGCCCAGAGAGUGGCAGCAAUUAAGAAAGCCAAAGGAAGUGCUGAAGCAAGAAAACGUACUUCUGAAGCUUUGAAAGCAUUCUUCAGUGAUCCAAAAAAUCGUCAAAAGCGGAGCAUUUCAAUGAAAGGAAUAAAAUUUUACUGUAAAAACUGUGGACGUGAGGGGCAUCGAAGACACUAUUGUCCAGAACUUAAGGACGAUUCAAUCGAUAGGCGGUUCAGAUGUCGAGUAUGUGGAGAGAAGGGCCAUAACAGAAGGACCUGUAAGAAGUCUAGGUUGAAUAGUAAACCAAUGAGCGCAGGUGUUAAGAAGGGUCACAGCAGGAGAAACUGUUCGAAGUCCGAGAUGAGAAAUCCAAAUAAAGGUACACAUUAUCCCCAACAUCAGAAUCCUGGCAAUGUGUUGAGCCUGAAUUUGAUCAAUGGAGAUAGGAUGACUAAUGAAAGCAGCAGAGUGAGGCAGUAUCGUUGUCGGAUCUGCGAAGAAAAUGGUCACAAUCGGCAGAAUUGUCCCAAUAUCGACACGAAAGUUAACCAUACAACUCGUAGAAAAACAUACAGCUGCAAACUAUGUCAUGAAAAAGGGCAUAACAGUAGAACAUGCCCAGUUAUAAACAUGAACAAUCUACAGAAAAAUUCUCCCGGCGCUGUAAACCAAUGAACUUUCUUGUUGUAUGGUGUCGUCAUCUUCAUGCAUACUCUAAGGGAAAUGAUUGAGCUGGACGCCUUGGAUCGGGUGUGAUUGUUUGUGUUUGAU
Messenger RNA from Cucurbita maxima (winter squash), 1576 nucleotides. RefSeq lists its product as uncharacterized. Lineage: Eukaryota; Viridiplantae; Streptophyta; Magnoliopsida; Cucurbitales; Cucurbitaceae. The coding region runs from base 137 to 1480 and encodes 447 amino acids. Gene Ontology annotation, biological process: positive regulation of cytoplasmic translation. The record is from RefSeq and is a predicted model, not a curated record. Gene Ontology annotation, cellular component: cytoplasm. The transcript is spliced from 9 exons. Gene Ontology annotation, molecular function: mRNA binding; single-stranded RNA binding; translation regulator activity.